UGUGAAAGGAGGAGCUCUAGUGGUUGCAGCUAUAGAUUAUGGGACGACCUACUCAGGUUGGGCGUUUUCAUUUAAACACGAAUACGAAAAGGAUCCGACCAAAGUGUUUGCAAAAACAUGGAGCGGAGGCCAGCUCACAUCAUUAAAAGGUCCCACGUGCGUUCUGAUAAGACCUAACGGAAAGACCCUUGAAGCAUUUGGGUACGAGGCGGAAACUCGCUACAGUGAAUUAAGCGAGGACGAUCAACACGAGAAAUGGUACUACUUCCGAAGAUUCAAAAUGUCACUGUGGAAGAAGCCCAUCUAUACUAUAAAGAUACCGCGUUAGAAGACGAGUGUGGUCGAGAGCUGCCAGCGUUGACGGUGUUUUCCCUGUCAAUCAGAUUCAUGAAGGAUGAUUUGUCGAAGAUAUCUGGAAGCCGGGUAGACGGAUUGAAAGAAGAUCACAUUCACUGGGUUUUAACCGUGCCUGCUGUUUGGAAUGAUUCAGCAAAACAGUUCAUGAGAUUAGCUGCUGAGAAGGCUGAAAUCUCUGCUGACAAGCUUUCACUUGCACUUGAACCAGAGGCAGCGUCCGUGUACUGCAGACAUCUUCAUGUACAGAAAGAUGGGGAAUCCAGUCUUUCGACACUUAAAGCGGGGAAGACAUAUUUAGUAUUAGAUGCAGGAGGUGGAACAAUUGACAUAACAAUUCACCAAGUAUGCGCAGGAGGUAACCUCAAAGAGAUCCACAGGGCAAGUGGCGGCGACUGGGGAGGAACGAUGGUUGACGAAGCAUUCAUGGACUUUCUUGGCAUGAUAACAGAUAAAAAAGCUGUACAGAGAUUUAAGGAUGAGAGUAUGGAAGACUACAUCGAACUUCUCCGUGAUUUUGAAAUUAAAAAGAGAGCUUUAGAUAACACCAAGGAAGGCAAAGUUACCAUCAAAAUACCAGUAUCACUCUCCGAUCUUGCGAAAGAUGUAACAGGAAUGUUGCUGCAAGAUACAUUACAAAAACACGUUAUGGAAAACAGGCACGAAAUCAUCUGUGAAGUGACUGGCAAUUGCAACCGUGGGACUACGUUUUCGACAAACACGAUGGUUGGAUUUCUUUUCUUAAUCUUAUCUCUAGAAAAAUGUGUUCUCUGUGAAUGGCCUACAUACUCAGACAACACAACGGAAGUACUGGACAAGCUGCUAACCAACUACCGGAAGGAGAUCCGACCGGGACUGGGUGGAAAACCACUAGUGAUAGAAACUGACUUGAUGAUUCGGAGCAUUGGUCAAAUUUCAGAAAGUAACAUGGACUAUUCCUUCCAAUGCUACUUCCGGCAGCGUUGGACAGACGAAAGACUGAAAUUCAUGAUUCAUAACAUAACGGAGGUAACGUUGAACAACCUCUUCCUGUCGCUCAUCUGGAAGCCCAAUACUCACUUUCUGAAUGGACAGAAGUCACAUCAGCACAAUAUCCCCACACCGAACCUUUUUGUCCGAAUACGAAACGACGGAAGGGUAUAUAUGUCAAGAAGACUGACGGUGAAGGCAGCCUGUCCGAUGCGGCUGGGCCCCUACCCCAUGGACAAGCCCGUGUGCCCUCUCGUGCUCGGCAGCUAUGGCUACACGACGGACGACGUAUUGUACAUGUGGAAAUACGGCAACAACGUCUCCGUCGAGUUGAUGAAAGACGUACAUCUGGCCCAGUUUGACAUCAUUGACGUCACCACGAGUAAUAACACGGAGACUACACCAUUCGGUGAAUUCUCCAUUUUGAAAGUGUACAUCUACUUUGAGCGCCGUAUUGGAUUCUUCAUCCUGCAGAUUUACCUCCCUUGUUCCAUGAUCACGUGCCUCUCCUGGGUCUCGUUCUGGAUAAACAGGGAUGCCGCGCCAGCUCGCGUACUUCUAGGCGUCACCACGAUUCUUGCGACGGCCGGUAUAGGAAUGACGGUGCGGGAGGGCCUGCCGCGUGUCUCGUACGCGACCGCGCUCGAUACGUACCUGAAUGUCUGCAUCGUCUACGAGAUGGCCGCCAUGAUCGAGUACGCUGCCGUCAACUACUUCACCAAGGUGCUGCCGCUAGAGGGCGGCGCGGACAGUGAUGAUGAGGCGGAGGCUGGGCCGCAGGCGGGAACACCCCCGGACACGAAAGAACAGGGCGUCCUGCAUCGAACUGAGAGCCAUGACAACGGUUCUACGGAAAAACCAACGAUCAGCACACAGAGUGCGAAAACGUCCUUCAAACUGCGCACUGUGGAUUCUUGUCGAAAGAAUAGGCGGCGGCGCAGGACCAGGUUCGGAACGAUGCUACUGUAUUGUCUGACCGGAGACCUCAAGUUUAGGUCAGCUCUUAGAGGGAAAGGAAACGCGCAAGCCGGUAAUGCAGUUAGCGACAUCGACGUGUGGUGCAGAUACGUUUUCCCCGGAACGUUUUUGUUCUUUAAUAUCUCUUAUUGGAUUGCUUAUCUGUUCAUAUUUUGAUUAUCUUGCGCCCUUUAUAUAGUUUGCUGACUUAUUAUCAAGACAGCUAUGAUACGAUCUUCAAUAUAGGCCUGUGCGUCUGUGUCGUAUUUUUCCGCUUAACACGGUGUUUUUAUUAAAUCAAAUGCGACUUGAUAACUUCUUUGUUAAUCUACGACAUGUGUACUGAAUGCUUGAGUUUUAUAAGUGUUUUAUAUAUAAGAAAAUAUUCGACCAUAAUAGCGGUGUUUUAUUUCAUCCUAAGACAUUAAUGUCGGGCGUGUCUAAGCGAACAUACAAUUUGCCAAGCGGUAGUUUAAAAUUAUAUCAUUUACUCCGUUAUAUUCAUGACGAACAAAUAUACACAUUUACUUAGGCUUUUGAAAUGUUGUAAUAAAAUCGUAAUUUCAUUGAGCAUAUAAAUCACGACUAAUCCAAAACUGUUUUCGGAUAUAAAGUACGAAUUGUAUACAAUUUAAAUAAAUCGUAGAUAUUAGAGUCAUAAUUAAAUAUAUAGACUGGCUAUCAAAUCGUAGUUAGUCGUAGAUAUUAGAGUCAUAAUUAAAGAUAUAGACUGGUUAUCAAAUCGUAGUUAGUCGUAGAUAUUAGAGUCAUAAUUAAAGAUAUAGACUAGUUUUUAAAUCGUAGUUAGUCGUAGAUAUUAGAGUCAUAAUUAAAGAUAUAGACUAGUUUUUAAAUCGUAGUAAGUAAAAGAAGGAGACUCAACGCGUGGGUUAAUGGGCUUUAUGUACGCUAUAAUAUCUAUUAGCAAUAGAUUUAGCCAUCUUUACUAAUGUGAAUAGCACGAUAUUAAAUUCUGAAUACGAUCAUAAAUAAGUCAAGACGCUGAAAGUAGUAAGUAAAUAGAUACUUAAUAUCAUCCCGUAUUG
Molecule: messenger RNA, 3326 nt
Organism: Dreissena polymorpha
Lineage: Eukaryota; Metazoa; Mollusca; Bivalvia; Myida; Dreissenidae
Product: gamma-aminobutyric acid receptor subunit alpha-6-like
Exons: 16
Coding region: 256-2457 (733 amino acids)
Biological process (GO): regulation of membrane potential; signal transduction; nervous system process
Cellular component (GO): neuron projection; membrane; synapse
Molecular function (GO): extracellular ligand-gated monoatomic ion channel activity; neurotransmitter receptor activity; ATP-dependent protein folding chaperone
Source: RefSeq, a predicted model, not a curated record